UUAAUUUUUAAUUUUAAUCACUCUAAAGGAAAGCGGGCAUUUCAUCAGUACAGCGCUGCCGGAGAAAAUCUUGAUCUCCGCCGGAGAUAAACUAAGCAUUUGAAAGUUGACCGCUCCGAUGAGGGAAGGCGGGACUUAUUCCAUGCUGGGUUUUGGUUUCUGCAGUUGGAGAAUUGGAUGAGAGCAGAGAACAUCGUAUGCAUCUCGAUCGAGUUCCUGAGUGAGAGAAUGAUCUCGCCAGCAAUAAAAUAGGAACUUGAUCUUCGGUUCGUGGCGUUGUCUCGUUCGAAAUACACUUUAACAUACUUGGGUAUCGAAGCAUACUAAGAAGACUCGCGACUGCUCAAAUAGGAAGAUUCUGAGUUCGAUUGACCUAGAGAGUAGUAGUACUUGCGCAAGAGCUCGGAUUGAAUUAUCCUUUUCCCUGGACGGCUGGAGAGAAGCAUAGAGCUCAUAACUACUUCGGUUUUGCUGCCCUAGAGAGUUAGACUCUGUGCUCUGAAGUAACGGAGAGAAAAUGUCUUUCGAAAGCAAGGGCUUUUGGGUGGUGAAGGGUCCUGGUAGUUUAACUGAUGGGGAGUUGGCUUAUGAUAACUCCUCCAGAAUUGAACCAAAGCGUACUCAUCAAUGGUUUAUAGAUGGCAGUGAACCAGAGUUAUUUCCUAACAAGAAGCCAGCAAUAGAAUCUUCAAAUAACAACUCGGUUUCAGGAAUUGCAAAUGUGGGUGUUUCUCAAUGGGAAAAUACUUUGAAUUUCCAGUCAGUCUCAGGUCAGUUCAGUGACCAAUUAUUUGGAUCUGAAACUGCAGGAACUAUAAAUUUUGGUGGUAGGAACAUUCAAUCUGUCAAUGCUGGGAAUUUGAAUAUCAGAAGAAAGGACGUCGAGGAACAGUUUGGAAAUGACCCGUCUGUUGGUUUAUCUAUAUCUCAUACAAUGGAAGAUCCUGGUUCAAGUCUCAGUUAUGGUGGUUUCAGAAAAGUUAAAAUUAAUCAGGUCAAGGACUCUGGCAAUGGCAUGUCUGUAUCAAUGGGACAAACGUACAACAGUGAGGACAAUGUUACCAUGUCAAUGGGUCACACAAAUAAUAGAUUGGAUGAGAGGACUAGGGGGGAUGAGGGUCACACCUAUAGUAGGGCAGAUGAGAGUGUCAUAUUAAUGGGCCACAGCUACAGCAGGGGAAAUGAUAAUCCCAUAUCAAUGGGCCUCACGUAUGGUGAGGGAAAUGAUAAUACCAUAUCAAUGGGUCACACCUAUAACAGGAGGGAUGACAAUGCAAUAUCGAUGGGCCACACCUAUAGUAGGGUGGAUGACAAUACAAUAUCAAUGGGUCAGAGCUAUAGUAGGGGUGAUGAAAACAUUUCAAUGGGUCAGGUCUAUGAUAAGGGGAAUGAGAAUACUAUAUCAAUGGGUCACAACUAUAAGGAUGAAGAAUGUACCAUAUCAAUGGGUCACAACUUCAUUAAGGGGGAAGAAAGUAAUGUGUCAAUUGGUCAUGCGGAUAAUAAGGGGUUUAGCAACACCCUAUCUAUGCGUCACAUCUAUAACAAGGGUGAUAAUAGCAUCUCAAUGGGGCAUAUUUUUAACAAUGGGGAGAGCACUACCAUAUCUUUUGGUGGCUAUGAUGAAGAACCAGAGAUCGACCCAUCAGGCAGGCUUAUAAGUGACUUGUUAAUGAGUCAAUCUUCUGGUCUGCCCGUGCAAGCACUUGUUGGGAAGGAACUGGUUGAUUCAAAUGCAGAUCUUGUAAGUACUGCUCAGCUGGCAACAUCUGGAGCUAAAACUGUUCCUAAAAACAAAAUGGAGCUAAAAACGCCAAAGAAGUUGUCUCCCAAUAACUUCCCUUCAAAUGUCAAAAGCUUACUAUCAACUGGUAUGCUUGAUGGAGUCCCUGUGAAGUACAUAUCCUGGUCACGAGAGAGGGAGCUUCGGGGAGUUAUAAAAGGCUCUGGAUAUUUAUGCAGCUGUCAGUCAUGUAAUUUAGCUAAGGCAGUGAAUGCUUAUGAGUUUGAGCGCCAUGCUUGUUGCAAAACAAAGCACCCAAAUAAUCACAUUUUCUUUGAGAAUGGAAAGACAAUAUAUGGGAUUGUUCAAGAACUAAGGAGUACACCUCAGAACUUCUUGUUUGAAGCAAUUCAAACUGUGACAGGUUCGCCAAUCAAUCAGAAGGCCUUCCGUAUCUGGAAAGAAUCUUUUGAAGCAGCUACUCAUGAACUUCAGCGUAUCUACGGGAAAGAUGAAUUACAACAAUCUCAGAAGGAGCUUCCUUGACGUGCCUUUUGUGCCUUGUCCAAAUUGUGAAUUAGGGUAAACACAUAUCGUUCGUGCACAUAAACAUAUGGCUUUUUGGUAUCAUAUUAUGCACUCAUUGUAGGUAAGAACCUGAUAUCCUUUGUGGUUUUAUGACAAGUUCCCUUGGAUAGAUCUAUUACUGUUGUAUUUCAAAUUAUAGAGUGUAGUAAAGGCAAGAAUUCCUUCUUUUCUGCUCCAGCAGGCAUUUGAUGCA
Macadamia integrifolia is the source of this 2504-nucleotide messenger RNA. RefSeq lists its product as uncharacterized. Lineage: Eukaryota; Viridiplantae; Streptophyta; Magnoliopsida; Proteales; Proteaceae. The coding region runs from base 518 to 2269 and encodes 583 amino acids. The record is from RefSeq and is a predicted model, not a curated record. The transcript has 6 exons.